AUGCUCUCAAGCGGACGCCAGCCUCAUCCCGCCAACCCGUUGAAAAGACCCCGUCAAGAUCCGGUAUCCUGCCAGUUUUGUCGCUCCAAGAAGCUCAAGUGCAAUCGCCAGCAACCUUGUUCAAACUGUGCCACGAGGGGUCUCGCCUGCGAGGGUCAAUUUCAGCCAUAUAGCCGGCAGACUCCGGCCUCGUCUCAUACCGACAAUGUGUCCAUUUUGGCUCGGUUAAAAAGGCUGGAGGAUAUCGUAAUAGGGUCAUCAAACUCGACGCCACAUGUGGCUCAACCGAAAAUCCACUCUCCUCGGGCCUCUCUUUCGCCUGACCCUGAAUACGAGGAGGCUGUUCACAACCUUGAAGGAACUGGUACCAGUGAGGACUCUUGGAUCUCUCUGAGCUCUAAAGGUUUUGAAUUUGGAAUUUCAUCAACGCACCAAAUCUCCAUUAACUAUGGCAUCUUUCAGAACGUCCCAGACCAGCUUUCUCAUUGCCGCCCUGCCACAAAAUGGUAUAGCCUUCCGCGGAAAGAAGAAGCCGUGCUUCUGAUGGACCACUACGUCAAGUAUCUUGAUGGCCUACAACACGUUGUUUACAUCCCUACGGUUCGCCGGAUAAUGGAUUCAAUAUACGCAAAUCUGGAGAAAGGGCUGCCUGUGAUCCAUAGCCAUGUCGCACUCCUGUUGAGCAUUUUCGCAAGUUCAUCCAUGUUCAGCUCUCACUUUGAUGGAGGCACCCGAUUUCAGUUUUCACCUUCCGAUGCUUCUCAAGCAUCUUUGUUCUGGGCCAAUGCCGCUCUUGAAGUCCUCGAGUUCUCCCGUCGUACUGCGUCCAGGAGGUUAGAGGAUGUCCAAACCACCAUCAUUUUGGCUUUCCUUCUUUACCACAUUGAAGGGUUCUCUACAAGAUCUCGAUGCCUGUUUGCAAACGCUAUCACGACAGCUCGUGACCUCUCAUUGCACAAAUUGGAUGCUCGGCCUGGCCAAAUCCCAGGUUCUCGCUGUCAACCCGAUCACUUGGAGACUGAAAUCAGCCGAAGAGUUUGGUGGCACGUGGUCGCUACUGAUUGGUACACAUUCUUCUCAUUUUAUGGGUCUUUACUAAUUUCUGGGGGGUUUUCUAGGCUUUUAUCUCUCAGUGGUGGUCCUCAAGAAGGCACGUAUUUCUUGCAACCCCGACAUAUGUGCGUGAACAUACCUUGUAAUGUCAAUGAUAGCGACCUGACGCACGACAAACCUCCCGUAAAUCUACCUCUGUCGGAACCGACUACGAUGUCAUACUAUAUCCAAAGAAUCAAGCUGGCUGAUAUAUGUCGUAAUGUUGUCGAUGUCAUGCCAUUAAAUGGCCGGGAUCUCGCCCUUGUCGACUAUCAAGAUGUCAUUGCACUAGAUGACAAAUUCGAAGCUUUCUUCCAGGAGCUGCCCGUGUUUUUCCAAACCGAUGAAAAGAGCCGUCUUGCGGCUGAGCCAAUUAUGUGCCAAUAUCCUGCUCUUCAGGUUCAGCGAUAUGCGCUGAGGAUGAUUGCCGACACCAGGCGGUGCAAAUUGCAUCAACCUUUUCUCAUUCGGGGUUCGGUUGACCCCAACUACGCCUAUUCGAGAGAAAUUUCUCUCAAGUCAGCUCGUUCCUGCAUCCGUGUGUGGAGACUCCAUGAAAAAGAAUACCAAUCCAUCCUGGUUGCCAGCGUCAAACUCACUGGAGUGGUGCAUCAUGUUUUUAUGGCGACGAUUGUCUUGGUGAUGGACUUAUGUUUCAACAAGACAGCCGGGGAUGAUGCAGAGCGAAAAGCAGAAGUCAGAGAAGCUUGUAAGAUAUUGGAAGACGUGAAAUGCCAGUCUCGAAUGGCCCACGAAUUCUUGGAAUCUCUCAUGGAUAUUCUGCGAACGCAUAAGGUUCGAUUGCAUAAUAAUCCUCCACCUGGUGACUCUACCGAGGAGGGAAUCCUUCCGGAUUCGACUGGAAUGCCUCAACGUGGUAAUGGCUUGAGCACAACACCAGCCGGACAGGAAAGACAGUCAUACGAUGAUUCAUGGCCACCGCCAGACAAUCCGCAGAAUUAUUUGUCGGACUUUGAUGAGAUCUGGAAGGACUAUGUGGAGUUUGGUCCGAAUAUGGACAUGCCUGAGUGGGACAAUCUCUUCUCUGAUCUCGAUUCGAGAUAUUGA
Rhinocladiella mackenziei CBS 650.93 is the source of this 2160-nucleotide messenger RNA. RefSeq lists its product as uncharacterized. Gene Ontology annotation, molecular function: zinc ion binding; DNA-binding transcription factor activity, RNA polymerase II-specific; DNA binding. Lineage: Eukaryota; Fungi; Ascomycota; Eurotiomycetes; Chaetothyriales; Herpotrichiellaceae. The transcript has a single exon. The record is from RefSeq and is a predicted model, not a curated record. Gene Ontology annotation, biological process: regulation of DNA-templated transcription; DNA-templated transcription. Bases 1 to 2160 code for a protein of 719 amino acids.